AUGGCAAGCGUGGUGGUGAAGACAAUCUGGCAGUCCAAAGAGAUCCACGAGGCCGGGGACCCCCCCGCGGGGGUCGAAAGCCGCUCCCAGCUGAUCCCAGAGGCCCCUGGUGGGGUGAUCAGCCCAACCAAGGGGAUCACGAAGAAAAAGAAGGCCGUGUCGUUCCACGGGGUGGAGCCUCGGAUGUCCCAUGAGCCCAUGCACUGGUGCCUGAACCUCAAGCGGUCCUCGGCCUGCACCAAUGUGUCACUUCUCAACCUGGCUGCCAUGGAGACCACGGACUCGUCAGGCACAGACUCCACCACGGAAGACAGCAGUGGCCCUCCCACACUACCUGGCCCCCCCACCUCCCCUACCCUACCCUGGGCUGCAGAUGACCCAGACAUUACGGAAAUACUGAGCGGGGUCAAUAAUGGAUUGGUCCGCGCCAAAGACUCUAUCACCAGCUUGAAGGAAAAGACCACCCGGGUUAACCAGCAUGUGCAAUCGUUGCAGAGUGAGUGUUCGGUGCUGAGUGAGAAUCUAGAGAGAAGGCGGCAAGAGGCGGAAGAACUGGAGGGCUACUGUAGUCAACUCAAGGAGAACUGCCGGAAGGUGACCCGGUCAGUGGAAGACGCUGAAAUCAAAACCAAUGUCCUGAAGCAGAACUCUGCCCUGCUGGAGGAGAAGCUGCGGUAUCUCCAGCAGCAACUGCAGGAUGAGACGCCGCGGAGGCAGGAGGCCGAGCUACAGGAGUUGGAGCAGAAGUUGGAGGCUGGCCUCUCCCGGCACGGUCUGAGCCCCGCCGCCGCGUCCCAGGGGUGCUCGGGCCCGCCAGGGAGUCCCAACGAACCCACGCGGCCCCGUAGCAUGGCCCCCGGCGGCUGGGGAAUGGGGCCCAGAGCAGGGGAAGGCACCCUCGCGAGCGAACAGGAGUUGCAGAGAGUCUCCGCGGGCCUCGAGGAAUUAAGGAGGGAUGUGUCCUCGCUGACUGCCCGGUGGCAUCAGGAGGAGGGGGCCGUGCAGGAGGCCCUGCGGCUGCUUGGCGGCCUGGGCGGGAGACUGGACGGUUUCUUAGGCCAGUGGGAGCGGGCGCAGCGUGAGCAGGCACAGACAGCGCGGGGUCUGCAGGAGCUGCGGGGCAAGGCAGACGAGCUGUGCACCUUGGUGGAGCGGUCUGCAGUGUCUGUGGCUUCCCUGAGGAGCGAACUGGAGGGGCUGGGCCCAGUGAAACCGAUUCUGGAGGAGUUGGGGCGGCAAUUUCAGAGCUCUCGAAGAGGGUCUGACCCCUCCAUGAACCUGGAUCGGUCCCCCCAAGGCUCCUGUGCACGCUGUGCCAGCCAGGGGCAGCAGUUGUCCACAGAGUCCCUACAGCAGCUGUUGGAGCGAGCACUGACCCCACUAGUGGACGAGGUGAAGCAGAGGGGCCUGGCUCCCGCCUGCCCCAGUUGCCAGAGGCUACACAAGAAGAUUCUGGAGCUGGAGCGCCAGGCCUUGGCCAAACACGUCAGGGCAGAGGCCCUGAGCUCCACCCUUCGGUUGGCCCAAGACGAAGCACUACGGGCCAAGAACCUGCUGCUGACGGACAAGAUGAAGCCGGAGGAGAAGGUAGCCGCUCUGGAUUAUCUACACUUGAAGAUGUGCUCCCUCCAUGAUCAACUCAGCAACCUGCCACUUGAGGGGUCCACAGGGACAAUAGGAGGAAGUAGUGGGGGAGUUCCCCCAAAACAUGGGGGCUCAGCCCCUGAACAAUAAAUGGCCCCUCAUGCUGGCA
This is a messenger RNA of Trichechus manatus latirostris (Florida manatee), 1753 nucleotides long. RefSeq names its product testis specific serine kinase substrate (gene TSKS). Gene Ontology annotation, molecular function: protein kinase binding. Gene Ontology annotation, cellular component: centriole. The record is from RefSeq and is a predicted model, not a curated record. The transcript is spliced from 11 exons. Lineage: Eukaryota; Metazoa; Chordata; Mammalia; Sirenia; Trichechidae. Bases 1 to 1734 code for a protein of 577 amino acids.